Molecule: messenger RNA, 1284 nt
Organism: Dromiciops gliroides (monito del monte)
Lineage: Eukaryota; Metazoa; Chordata; Mammalia; Microbiotheria; Microbiotheriidae
Gene: C3H19orf81
Product: chromosome 3 C19orf81 homolog
Exons: 6
Coding region: 168-794 (208 amino acids)
Source: RefSeq, a predicted model, not a curated record
CACUGCCCAGGGCUGCCUCGCCGGGCUUGGGAGCCUGGGCUGGGGCUGGGGACCGGGCUAGGAGGCUGCAAGCGAGAGGAACACCUGGGCUCUGGAGGCUGUGCGGGCCCGCGGCCCUUGGGGGAUCCUGGACGCCCGGGGGCUGGAGGCGCCUGCCCCUCCCCCAGAUGCAGCAGCCACCACCACCACCGAUGCCUGCACAACAGCAGCAGCAGCAGCAGCAACAACAACAGCAGCAGCAGCAGCAGCAGCAGGAAGGAGCAGGGACGAUGCUCAUGGACCUGGAGACCCCAGAAGAGGUGCAGGCCCGGAGCCUGGGCAGAACAGUCAAAUCCUCGAAGCUUCAGGUUCGUCAGAUCCUAGCGGAGUAUGAGGCCUUGGACCGGGAGCUCCCCUGUAUCCGAAAGUUCCCCAGCCCACCCCCAGCCCAGCCCCUCUGCUUGUGCAUGGAGACUGCGCCGGAGUAUGACUUCACCCACCUGGACUUGCUGGAUGCCCUGGAGGCUGAGGUGCCAGGCGCCCUAGAGAGCGGGCGAGUGAGCAGCAUCCGCUACGAGAACAUGAAUGUCAUCUGUGGGACAGCUGGGCGCAAGGACCGGUGGCUCAUCACCGUCACGGACUUCCAGACCCGCUCCCGCCUGCUGCGCUCGGGGCUCCGCCCCCGCGGGAUCCUCCACCCACUAGCGCGCCACGACGAACUCCUGCUCGGAGACUACCGCCUGCACCUGCGCCGAGCCCUGGCCCGACGGCGCAUGCUCGAGGCCCUGGGGGCAGGGCCCACUGAGGAAGACUGAGGGCGGAGUGACGCCUGCGCACCAGCCCCGCGGGCCCCUCGCCUGGAGGAGUGGGCUGGCGGGACGGGGUGGGGCUUCAGGGGGCGGGGCCUGCCUAGAAAGGAGGCGGUGCUGGCUCGAGGGGAGGGUGGAUACUGUGAGUUUAAUUAUAAAGAAUGACCCGGUACAAAAAGCCAUUUCUUUGCAAAAUCGGGGAGGGGGAGGGGACACCCCCAUCUAUUCCUGCCUCCCCUGCCCCUCCCCAGACCGUGGCCUCGGCUCGGACGCCUGGGUCCCGACCCCGGCCCGGGAGGGGCGUGGAAAGAACCGGGCCUGGGACGUGGAGAGCCUCGAGCCCUCCACCCCGUCCUGGCCGCGAGGGACGAGGCUGAGGUCCGGUGAGGUCGGGCUACUUGCCCAGGGUCGAACAGCUCGCGAGUGGCAGAAUCCGCCUUCUUACUGCGCGGCUGCUUUCUUGCCCCCGCCCCCGCCCCCCCCCAGGAACCCAGGC